Molecule: messenger RNA, 1224 nt
Organism: Didymodactylos carnosus
Lineage: Eukaryota; Metazoa; Rotifera; Eurotatoria; Philodinida; Philodinidae
Source: the annotation of a GenBank genome assembly
AUGGCACUCACAUUAGUACAGUAUCGUUUUGACGUUGUUUUACAUUACGUUAUGGUUAGUAGAAAAACGUUAUUUACUACUGAUGGCAAACAAACCACUAUAGCCCAGUUGGAAGAGCGCAUCCAAGCUUUAGAAGCAAGCAAAACACAAUAUCCUGAAGUGACAUUUUUGAGCUAUAAAGAUCGAAAACGUAUUCUUGUAACAGGCGGCGCAGGGUUUGUUGGUUCACACCUUGUCGAUCGUCUUAUGUUACAAGGACAUGAAGUUAUUGUUGCUGAUAAUUUUUUUACGGGUAGAAAACGUAAUAUUGAACAUUGGAUUGGACACGAAAAUUUUGAAUUAAUCAAUCAUGAUAUUGUGAAUCCAUUGUUUAUCGAAGUUGAUCAAAUCUAUCAUUUGGCAUCACCUGCCUCUCCUCCCCAUUACAUGUGGAAUCCUGUGAAAACAAUCAAGUUUUUUAUUUUAGGUUUGGCACGAAGAGUUCGUGCACGUUUCUUAUUUGCUUCUACAAGUGAAGUGUACGGUGAUCCAGAAGUUCAUCCACAAAAGGAAACAUAUUUUGGAAAUGUUAAUUCAUUUGGACCACGUGCAUGCUACGAUGAAUCAAAACGUGUUGCCGAAGCCAUGUGUUAUGCUUAUGCUAAACAAGAAAGAAUUAGUAUUCGUAUUGCUCGUAUAUUCAAUACUUAUGGUCCACGUAUGCAUAUGAACGAUGGCCGUGUUGUCAGUAAUUUUAUACUACAAUCAUUACAAAAUGAGUCAAUAACAGUGCGUAAUACGCCCUAUAUUUAUGGUACUGGAAAACAAACCCGAUCAUUUGCGUAUGUCAGUGAUUUAAUUGAUGGAUUAAUAAGUUUAAUGAAUAGUAAUUAUUCGAGUCCAGUAAAUAUUGGUAAUCCAGAUGAAUAUACAAUCGAACAAUUUGCAUUGAUUAUCAAAGAUCUUGUUGGUGCAAACAGUUCUCUUGCUUUCAAAGAGGCUGUUACAGAUGAUCCACAACAAAGAAGACCCGACAUUACAUUAGCUAAAACACUGUUAAAUUGGCAACCAAGGGUCAAACUUAUUGAAGGCCUUAAUAAAACCAUUGCCUAUUUUCGAAAUGAAUUACUUGUUAAACAUCAUAGUGAACGAAAUGUUUAUUUUCCAACAGAAUGGAUACAUCACUCUGAUUUAUCGACUACUGUUACCGUAACAUCAGCCUCCAACUUACGUGAAGAAUUCUAA